Messenger RNA from Penicillium chermesinum, 645 nucleotides. RefSeq lists its product as uncharacterized. Bases 1 to 645 code for a protein of 214 amino acids. The transcript is spliced from 3 exons. The record is from RefSeq and is a predicted model, not a curated record. NCBI's taxonomy places the organism in Eukaryota, Fungi, Ascomycota, Eurotiomycetes, Eurotiales, Aspergillaceae.
AUGUAUAACCGAGAAGAUAAUAUCGUGGAUGCAGAAGAAAAAACCUUUACAUGGAUGGUGGAAGCAAGAGGGCAUACCAAGGCAACCACCAAUGAUAUGGAUAUUGAUGAAUUUGACCAGAGAGCUGAGCUCGGAAGAGAUGUUACUCGAAAUCAGUUCCUUAGUUGGCUUAAUUCUGGGAGCCUGGUCUAUCAUGUCUCUGGUAAAGCCGGGGCAGGCAAAUCAACGCUAAUGAAAUUUCUUGCAAACUCUCGAAUAGUUCACUAUGAACUCAAGAAAUGGGCGGGAGAAAAAAGGCUGAUAUUUGCGUCUUUCUUCUUCUGGAAAUCAGGCGAUAGGCUACAAAUGUCGUUAGAAGGGCUUUAUCGGGGUCUUCUUUUCGAAAUAUGCAGACAUCUCCCCGCAGGCACCACGUCUCCGUCGGGAACACCGCUUCGAUUCCGAGAAUUAAAGGAUGCUUUCAGUCUUUUGAUUAACGAAAUUCAUGUGGGUAACCAUAUCUGCCUUUUCAUCGAUGGGCUUGAUGAGUUUGAAGGCGAAUCAGUCGAUCAGUGGAACAUAGCCCGAGACCUCCAAAGCUGGACCAAAGCAGAUAACAUAAAGCUUUGCUCAAAAGCUCGUAUCAAGAAUUGGUGUCAGAAAUAA